This is a messenger RNA of Chaetomium fimeti, 12711 nucleotides long. Its product is annotated as BcPKS5, polyketide synthase. NCBI's taxonomy places the organism in Eukaryota, Fungi, Ascomycota, Sordariomycetes, Sordariales, Chaetomiaceae. The record is from RefSeq and is a predicted model, not a curated record. The transcript has 7 exons. Gene Ontology annotation, biological process: secondary metabolite biosynthetic process; fatty acid biosynthetic process. Bases 1 to 12222 code for a protein of 4073 amino acids. Gene Ontology annotation, molecular function: fatty acid synthase activity; 3-oxoacyl-[acyl-carrier-protein] synthase activity; phosphopantetheine binding.
AUGAGUGCCGCAGAACAGGAGCCCAUCGCCGUUAUCGGCAUGUCAUGCCGCUUCCCCGGAGGUUCCAACUCUCCGUCGAAGCUCUGGGACUUGCUCAAAGCGCCCCAUGACAUUGCAAAGCCGGUCCCCGCUGACCGGUUCGACUCGGCAGGCUUCUUCCAUGCGAAUGGCUCGCACCACGGAGCCACGGACUGCAACGAGGCCUACUUCCUCGACGAGGAUGUCACCCGCUUCGACAAUGCUUUCUUCAACGUUCAGCCGGGCGAGGCCGAGGCCCUCGACCCCCAACAGCGCUUUCUGAUGGAGACCAUCUACGAUUCGCUGUGUUCUGCCGGCCAGACCAUCGAGGGCCUGCGCGGCUCGCGCGCGGCCGUGUACGUGGGCCUGAUGUGCGACGACUGGUCGCAGAUGAACAGCCGCGACUGGGACCUGGUGCCCACGUACGCGGCCACGGGAACCAGCCGUGCCGUCGUCUCCAACCGUGUCUCGUACUUUUUCGACUGGCACGGCCCCAGCAUGACUAUCGACACGGCUUGCUCCUCGUCGCUGGUCGCUGUUCAUGAGGGUGUCAAUGCCCUACGCAGGGGCGAGUGCCCUGUUGUGGUGGCCGCGGGCGCGAAUAUGAUCCUGUCGCCCGGAAUGAUGAUUGCUGAGAGCAAUCUGCACAUGUUGUCGCCCACAGGGCGGAGUAAGAUGUGGGAUGCCUCCGCUGACGGCUAUGCCCGUGGCGAGGGUAUUGCGGCGGUUGUGUUGAAGCCGCUGAGCGCUGCCCUGAGAGACGGAGAUCCCAUCAACUGCGUGAUCCGUGGCACCGGGGUCAACCAGGACGGCAGGACCCCCGGCUUGACGAUGCCCAACAACGUGGCGCAGACGGACCUCAUCCGUGACACAUACGAGCGCGCCGGCCUCAACCUUCAAGACCCGAAGGACCGCCCGCAGUUCUUCCACGCCCACGGCACCGGAACGCCGGCCGGUGACCCGCAGGAGGCCGAGGCAAUCUCGCGGGCGUUUUAUGACGGAGGAAGCCCGAAGGAUCCCCUCUUUGUAGGAUCGAUCAAGACCGUCAUUGGGCACACCGAGGGUACUGCUGGCUUGGCGAGUUUGAUCGGAACCUGCUUGGCCAUGCAGCACAACACCAUCCCUCCCAACCUUCACUUCAACUCGCUGAGCUCCCGGGUCGCGGAAUUCUGCAGCAACCUCCGCGUUCCCACCAAGGCCCUGACCUGGCCAACUCCGGUGGCCGGACAACCGCGCCGUGCCAGUGUCAACAGUUUCGGCUUUGGCGGCACCAACGCCCACGCCAUUAUCGAGAGCUACGAGGCUGCCCCGGUGGAGAAGCGCACCGUUAGCACCACCGUGCCGGCUUUCACGCCGCUCACGGUCUCGGCAGCCUCCGCGUCUGCUCUCCGCACGACGCUGUCGGAGCUCAGUGACUUCGUGCAGACCCACCCCGACAUUGACCUGCGCGACCUGGCCUACACGCUGCAGCACCGUCGGUCCACUCUUGCAUUCCGCAAGUCGAUCGCGGUCGAGAACCUCGAGGGCGUUGUCGCUACCAUCGGCGCCCUGCUUAGCGAGGGCGGUGCCGGAGACGGCGGCCUGACGUCCCGCUACUUCGACUCCCAAGACCCCAAGAUCCUUGGUGUGUUCACUGGCCAGGGCGCGCAGUGGCCACGCAUGGGCGCACUCCUGCUCGAGCAGUCGCCCUACGUUAGCGAGCUGCUCACCCAGCUGGACCAGGCGCUAGCUACGCUCCCCGAGGGUGACCGUCCUGACUGGACGCUGCGUGGCCAGAUCCUCGCCGAGGCGGCCCAGUCCCGGCUCUCCGAGGCGGCUAUCUCCCAGCCCCUCUGUACGGCCGUCCAAAUUGUGCUUGUGGACCUCCUGACCCAAGCUGGUAUCAAGCUGAGCGGCGUGGUUGGCCACUCGUCUGGCGAGAUCGCUGCGGCGUACGCGGCUGGGUUCCUCUCCGCCACAGACGCCAUCCGCGUUGCUUAUUACCGCGGUCUGUACGCCAAGCUGGCAGGCUCCCCGGCGGGCCGUGGUUCCAUGUUGGCCGUUGGCACGUCAUUCGAGGACGCGCUCGAGUUUUGUGAGCUGGAGGAGUUCGAGGGCCGCAUUAAGGUGGCCGCGCGCAACUCGUCCAACAGUGUUACCCUGUCUGGUGAUGAGGACGCCAUCGAGGAGGCCCUCGAGAUUUACAAGGACGAAGGCCGGUUCGCCCGCCAACUGCGUGUCGAUACCGCCUACCACUCGCACCACAUGGAGCCGUGCGCGGUCCCGUACCUCGAUGCCCUGGCCCGAUGUGAGAUCAAGGUAGGUGAAGGGAACGGUAUCCCGUGGUACUCGAGCGUGGUCGAGAACCAUGUCAUGUCCACGGCGGACGUGCAGCCACAGUACUGGGUCGACAACAUGACCAGCGCCGUCCUCUUCUCCCCGGCUGUGGCGCACGCCGUCGCCGAGGGUGGGCAGUUCGACCUCGGUCUGGAGGUUGGCCCCCACCCGGCGCUCAAGGGCCCAUGCCUCGACACCGUGGAAGAGGCAGCCGGCCACCGGAUCCCUUACACGGGCCUGCUGGGCCGGAACAAGAACGAUGUUCUGGAGCUUUCCUCGGCGCUCGGCUUCAUCUGGACUCAGCUGGGUGCCGGCUCGGUCGACUUCGACCGCCUCGAGAGGGCCAUCUCGGGUGGCCCGUACCCCAAGAAGGUGGUCGCCGACCUGCCGACGUAUCCUUUCGACCACUCCCGUUCGUUCUACACGCUCACGCGUUUCUCGGGCGCCCAUCGCAACAUGCACGCGCCGCCCAACCCGAUCCUUGGUCGGCGGUGCGUUGAGAGUGAGACCGCCGACGAGGUCUCGUGGCGUAACAUCCUGAAGUCCGGCGAGAUUAGCUGGCUUCAGGGGCAUCAGCUUCAGGGACAGACCGUCUUCCCUGCCAUGGGCUACAUCGCCAUGUGUGUUGAAGCCGCGGCAGUCCUCGCGGGGCCCGAACGCCCGCUUGGCCUCGUCACCCUGGAGGACGUUAUCAUUGGCCGCGCGCUCGCCUUCCAGAAUGAGAGUGUCGGCAUGGAGUCCAAGGUCACAGUCAAGAUCGACUACACUAGCGACGACGAACUCCGCGGCCACAUCGCGUGCCACUCCGGCCUCCCCUUCGACAGCGCCGCGCCUCUGGCCCUGAACUUCAGCGCGAACAUCCACGUCCACUUCCACGAGCCGCGGGCGGAUACCCUCCCCGCAGUCCGGGCCGACGAGAUCAGCCUGGUCAAGACCGACCCAGGUCGCCUCUACUCGCAGUUCACGCAGCUGGGCUACAACUACAGCCCGCCCUUCACGGGUGUAAAGGCCAUCGACCGGAAGCGCGGCUUCGCCACGGGCGAGAUCGAGGAUAUCUCGGGCGAGGGCUGGGAGGACCAGCUCAUUGUGCACCCCGGCUGGCUCGAUUCGGCCCUGCAGACCGCCUUCGCCGCCUACUCGUACCCCCACGAUAACCGGCUCUGGGCCCUCCACGUCCCGACCGAGAUCCGCACCGUCUCCAUCAACCCCUACUUCACCGCGCGUGGUCCUGGCGGCAGGACCCGCCAGCUCCAGUACCAGUCCACGGCGCGUGAGGGACUGGGCGCGCCUGUGGCGGCUGACAUUGACGUGUUUGCGGCCGGCGAGGGCGAGGGACACGCGUUUGUGCAGCUGGAGGCCGUCCAAGUAAAGCCUUUCGCUGCGGCGAGCGCACGGGAUGAUGCCAUCCUCUUCGCGCGGUUCGACUACCGCCUGGCCGGGCCCGAUGCCAUCGCCGCCGUCGAGGGUGACGACCUGUUGCCACCCAAGACCGAGGCGGUGGUCGAGACGAUUGAGCGCGUCGGCUUCUACUACCUGCGCCGCGUGCACGAGACCAUCACGCCGGCUGAGCGCGAGGCCACGCUGCCCCAUUUCCGUCAUCUCAUCGACCUCACUGGUCGCGUCGUGCCCCUGGUAGCAGCUGGCGAGCAUCCCCAUGUGCCGCGCGAGGCAAUCAAUGACUCGGCCUCGUACAUCCGCUCCCUGAUCGCCCGGUACCACGACCGCGCUGACAUUCAGCUCCUCGAGGCCGUGGGUGAGAACCUGGUGAGCGAGAUCCGCCGCAACGGUAUUAUGCUGGAGCACAUGAUGAAGGAUGGUAUCCUGGAUCGCUUCUACGAGGAGCUUGCUGGUCUUGACGUGGCCAACGUCUGGAUCGCCCGCAUGGUUGCCCAGGUUGCCCACCGUCACCCGCACCUGCGCAUCCUCGAGAUCGGUGCCGGCACUGGUGGCACCACACGUACCGUGCUCCCGAUGUUGGGAGAUGCCUUCCAGAGCUACACCUUCACCGAUAUCUCGGCCGGUUUCUUCGAGCGUGCCCAGGAGCGCUUCCGCACCUACGCCGACCGCAUGGUGUUCGCCACUUACAACAUGGAGCUUACCCCCGAGGAGCAGGGCUUCGAGGAGGGGAGCUACGACGUUGUCCUGGCAUCCAACGUGCUGCACGCUACGGGCCGGUUAGACGACAUGAUGGCCAACACGCGGCGCCUGUUGCGGCCGGGUGGCUACCUGAUGAUGCUGGAGUUCGUCAGCAACGACCGCACCGGUAUCACCGCCUGUAUGGGUGGUCUGCCCGGCUGGUGGGGCAACGGCAUCGUCGACCCGGCUCGCGGAGACGGACCGUGCCUGACACCGAAGCAGUGGGACGAGCUAGUCCGCCGCCACGGCUUCGGCGGUGUCGACACCCACUGCCCCGUCGAGAAGCACCUGCAGUGGUACACAGUGCACUUGUGCCAGGCCGUCGACGACCGCGUGCUAGCGCUGCGUGACCCUCUCGCGUCCCUCGAGCCCGCAGCCACCCUCGCCCCGCCCCCUGCCGAGCUCGUCAUUGUCGGUGGCACCACCGCGGCUGUCACCAAGCUCGUCGACGAGACCUCCGCCCUUCUCGCUUCCCGCUACAGCACCAUCACGCGGGUCGCCACGCUGGAAGAGCUCCAUGAGCGCGGCCUCGCCCUGGGUAGCUCUGUGCUCUCGCUGACCGAACUGGACAAGCAAUUCUUCGAAGAGCGCACCGAAGCCAAGCUCGAAGCCCUCAAGGGCCUGUGGCGCGCGGGCGGCAGCAUCGUGUGGGCAACCCGCGGCGUGCGCGACGCAGCGCCAUACUCGGCCAUGAUCCUGGGCCUGGCGCGCGUGGUGCGGUUCGAGUACCCCAACAUCAACCUGCAGAUCCUGGACUUCGACGAGGCGCCCACCGCGGCCGCCCUCGCCGCCGAUCUCGUCCGCCUCGAGAUGGGCCGCCACUGGAAGGAGGAGGGCGCCAACCUCCUGUGGAGCGUCGAGCCCGAGGCCCACUACGAGAACGGCCAGCUGUUCAUCCCGCGCAUGUACCCCGACCGCGACGCCAACGCCCGCUACAACACCCAGCGCCGUACUGUGGCCCGCGAGGUUGAUCCCCGUGAGACGAGCGUUGUGCUAGAGCCUGCGGGGCCAGCUGGGGAUGCGCUGGAGCUUUGCGCGCCUUCGCCCCUGCGUGUGGCUGCGUCGCCGAGGCCCGGGGCUGAGAAGACGGUUGAGAUUCUGGUGGAGCAGAGUGUGCUCCACGCCGUCAAGGUCCCUGGCGCUGGGUUCUUCUCCCUGUGCUCGGGCACUAACGCCGAGACGGGCAGGCCGCUGCUCGCGCUGGUGGACUCGCCGGUUGAGUCCCGCCUGCAUGUGCCGGUUGAGUGGACGGUGCAACUCCGGGAGCCGCUAUCCCGCACCGGGACUUUCUCUCUAGGGGAUGUUGCCAGCCAUCUUGUGGCCAGGGCUAUCCUCUCUGACGCCCCUGGCUUUGGCUCUCUGCUAGUGCACGAGGCCGAUGAACUUCUCAAGGAGGCCUUCGGGCGGGAAUCCGCCGGCCACGGUGCCAAUGUGGUGUUCACUACCGCGGACAAAAUGAAGGCCAAGGCCAAUGCCGGCUGGGUUCUUGUCCACGAGAAGCUCCCCGGACGUCUGGUCCAGAAGCUCCUCCCACACGACAUCUCGGCCUUCGCUGACCUCUCCAACUCCGAGGCUUCAGCGAGCGCCCAGCUCCUCGCCCGCUGUCUCCCGGCCUACACUCCCGUCGCGACCGCGCAGGACGUGAUCAGGGCCCAGGCUGGCGCGUCCCCUGAUGCCGCGCCUCAAGAUGUUGGCGCCGCCCUUAAGGCAGCCUGGCAAGCGGCCAGCCGGAAGCGCAAGGUUUCCCGGGCCCAAUCCCAGACCAACACUAGCACUGUCCUCGCGCUCCAGGACGUCGGCCGCAACGAUGCCCGGCACGCGCCCCUGAGCGUCGUCGACUGGAACGCUGCCUCGGUUUCCGUGGCACUGCGGCCCAUCGACGCCGGCACCAUCUUCCGGGCCGACGGCACCUACUUCCUCGUCGGUCUGUCUGGUGAGGUGGGCCAGUCCCUCUGUGGCUGGAUGGUGGCCCACGGUGCCCGUCACAUCGUACUCAGCAGUCGUCGGCCGAAGGUGCACCCGCGGUACAUUGAGGAGCUCGCAGCCCUGGGGGCGACUGUCCGGGUCAUGGCCCUGGACGUCACCAAGCGUGAAGCCCUCCGCGAGUGCUACGAUACUAUCCGCGCUGAGAUGCCGCCUAUCAUUGGUGUUGCCAACGGAGCGCUGCUGCUCGAGGACGCCCUGUUCGACAUGGUCCAGUUCGAGACCCUGCAGCGCACGGCGCCGCCCAAGGUCGAGGGCAGUGCCUUGUUGGACGAGCUAUUCUACGAUACGCCGCUCGACUUCUUCAUCCUGUUCACAUCCGUCGCCAACAUCACGGGUAACACGGGUCAGUCCGCCUAUGUUAUUGCCAACCAGUUUAUGACGGCCCUGGCCGCCCAGCGUCGUGAUAUCCGCGGUGUGCCCGGCUCGACCAUCGCCAUCAGCUCCGUUCAGGGAUUGGGCUACCUCGAGCACUCCGACAUUGACAAAGACCGUUUGGUGCGCUGGGGUUACCGCAACAUUUCCGAGCAGGACCUGCAUCUCCUGUUCGCUGAGGCUGUUCUCGCUGGCCGUCCGGGAGCUCCGGGCAUUGCCGAGGUCGUCACCAGCAUGUCGCCGUUCCGCGACAGCGUCGAGAUCCAGCCUAACUUGCGCUUCGACCCCAAGUUCCGCCACUAUAUCCUGCAACAGGCCGAGGACGGCGCCGGCGGUAACAAGGGCGGCGCGGGAGGUGCUGGCGGCAAGACGGUGCGCCCGCGCGCUCGCCUCGCAAACGUCACCUCGCAGGCCGAGGUAUUUGACGUGGUCCAGGACUCACUCACCGAGAACCUCAAGCGCAUCCUGAUGAUGCCGGCCACCGAGUCGGUCGACCCGAUGAUGUCUCUUGUCGAGCUGGGUAUCGACUCCAUUAUGGCGGUCGACCUCCGUACCUGGUUCCUCAAGGAGCUCGAUGUCGACGUGCCCGUUCUGAAGAUUCUGAGCCCUGGUGAGACGGUCAAGUCGCUCGCCGAGGAGGCCAUGGCAAAGAUCCCCGCCGACAUUGUCGACCUCACCAAACUUGCCGAGGGAGCGCCCAACGGUGGCAGCGCACCCGCUGCUGCGGCCCAGCCCACCCCGGUCGCCCCGGUCCCAGUCACCAAAAAGGUCAUUGACGAGCAGGCGAGUGAGCUCGGCGGGGCUAGCGUAACCACCCCCUCAACGCGCGCCGAGACGACUGCGAGCUCUCCAGCCCUGGUCUCUACGCCGGGUACCUCCCUGGAGAGACCCGACCAGGAGGAAGACAAGCAGCUGUUCCAGCCACCCCCGAGGCCCCAGGCCGCGGCCGGCACCAAGGAAGAUGCGGACAGCUGGCGCAAGGCCAUUGCUCGCGCGUCCACCGAGCACGUCGAGCACAUGACCUUCGGCCAGAGACGUUUCUGGUUCCUGAGCCACUACGUCGAUGAACCCACGACGUUCAACAUCGCCUAUCUGGGCAAGCUCACGGGCCGGCUCCGCGUCAACGACCUUGCCAAAGCGGUCGAGAAGGCCGCGCAGCGCCACGAGACUCUGCGCACGCGCUUCUUCUGGUCCAGCGACGAUACCCGGUCGCCCAUGCAGGGCAUCCUCUCGCAGACGCUAGUCCGCCUCGAGACCGCCACCAUCGAGACCGAGGCUCAGGCGUCCGAGGAGCUCGAGGCCAUGCGCAAGUACGAGUGGAACCUUGGCGACUGGGUGCCGCUGCGCAUGCGUCUGCUCUCGCUCUCGGAGACGUCGCACUACCUCAUCCUGGGCUCGCACCACAUCUCCAUGGAUGGCCACAGCUUCAGCGUCUUCCUCCUCGACAUCCACCAAGCGUACAACAACCCGGCUCGCCCUCUUCCCCCCAUGCCAGCCACCUCCCAAGCCCGCGCAUUCGGCCAGAGCCAGAUCGCCGCGUACGAGAGCGGCCAGCUGCGCCCCGCAAUUGAGCACUACCGCAAAGUACUCCCGGCAGCCGACCUGGCUCGCCCGAUCGAGCUCUUCCCCUUCGCGCGCACCAAAGUCCGCCCGCCUCUCGACCGCUACGGCACGCACGUCGCGCGCGCCCACCUCGGCGCCGACACCACGGCCAAGCUGAAGGCGCUCGCCCGCGGCCGCCGCGCCACCUCCUUCCACGCCUACCUCGGCACGCUGCAGGCCCUGCUCUUCCGUCUGCUGCCGACCGACACCACGGAGCGGGUGUACAUCGGCAUCGCCGACGCCAACCGGCUCGACAGCCGGUUCGCGACCAGCGUGGGCAACUUCCUCAACGUGCUGCCGCUGCGCUUCGACCGCACCAGCGGCGGUGGUGGGGCGACCUUUGGGCAGGCGAUCGAGACGGCGCGCGACAAGGCGCGCGACGCGCUCAAGCAUUCGGCGCUGCCGUUCGAUUUGUUGUUGGAUGAGGUCGGCGUGCCGCGCUCCAACGCCUGGGCGCCCGUGUUCCAGGUGUUUAUGAACUACCGCUUGGUGGUCAAGGAGCAUGCUGAUAAGCAGUGGGUUGGGUGCCGGAUUGGUGAGGAGCGCUGGCAUACCGCCCGUACCGGGUAUGAUGUGGCGCUGGAGAUUGUGGAGGAUCAUGAUGGUGCGACGCUGGCGAUGCAUGUGCAGCAGUCGCUGUAUGAUGCGGAUGCCGCGGAGUUGUUGGUUCGGAGCUUUGCCAAUGCGGUGAAGGAGUUUGCGGCCAAGGGUGAUGCUAUGGAGACUAACCAGCUGCAGAAGUGGGAUAAGCAGGACGUGGAAAAGGCGCUGGAGAUUGGAACUGCACCAGCCCUGAACCUCGAAUGGCCUGCGACCGUCGCCCAUCGUAUCGACGAGGUGAUUGCCCAGAAUCCAACGGCCGUUGCCCUCAAGGACGGCCUCGGGAACGUCCUCACUUACGCCCAGAUGGACGCACGUGUUGAGAGCAUUGCCAACGCCCUGCACGUGCGCCUGCCGCUCACCGUCGACAACAAGCCCCCCGUGGUUGGUGUCUUCCAGGCUCCCUCCGCAGACUGGAUCUGCUCCCUGGUCGCCAUCCACCGUAUCGGUGCCGUCUACCUGCCCCUAGAUCUCCGGAACUCGAUCCCCCGCCUGAAGAGCAACGUCGCUGUGGCGCGUCCGGCUGCCAUCCUUGUGGAUGCCGAGACCACGAGCCGCACGGCCGAACUCGAGGUCAAGGACGCGGUCCCCGCCAUCGAUGUAUCCCGCCUCGCCGCCAGCACCGCAGGCAGAAGGGCAACCGACACGGCCGCUGCCAAGGCCGACCAAGCCGCCUACAUCAUCUUCACGAGCGGCUCGACCGGUGAGCCCAAGGGCAUCGUCGUGACCCACGCCGGGCUCCGCAACAACCUCGAGGGUUACCAUCGCGCGUGGAACAUCCCCUCGCUUGCCGGCGUCGUCCUCCAGCAAGCCUCCUUCGGUUUCGACGCCUCCCUGCUCCAGGUCUACGCCGCGCUGACCACCGGCGGUUGCCUACUCGUCGUGCCUGCCGACGCCCGCGGUGAUCCGGCUGAGGUCACUCGCCUGAUGGUCGACCACGGUGUCACCAUGACCCAAGCCACGCCAUCCGAGUAUGAGAUGUGGCUCCGCUUCGCCCCGGACCAACUACGCCGCUGCACUUCUUGGAAGGCGGCGUGGUUCGGUGGUGAGCGCGCCGCGCCGGGCCUGGUCCGCAGCUUCCGCGAUCUAUGCGUCGAGCUACCCAACCUCGCCGUCUACACCAGCUACGGUCCGACCGAGUCCACCAUAUCGGCCAUGAAGGGCGUGGCCGACGUGCGCAACAACCCUAACCUGACCGUCCCUGUCCCCGGCCGCCUGCUGCCCAACUAUACGGCCUAUCUCGUCGAUGAUGAGAUGCGCCCGCUCCCCAUCGGCGUGCCGGGCGAGAUCCUGCUCGGUGGCGCCGGCGUUGGUAAGAACGAGUACCUCGGCCGGCCGGAUCUGACGGUGGAGGCAUUCAUUUCCAGUCCCUUCACCGUUCCCGGCGACGGCGGCAGUCCCGCGCGCCUGUACCGCACCGGUGACUACGGCCGUCUGGACAAAUCCGGUUUCCUAGCCAUCGAAGGCCGCAUCGCCGGCGACACGCAAGUCAAGCUGCGCGGUUUCCGCAUCGAGCUAGCCGAGAUCGAGCGCGUCAUGCUCCGCGAGUCCGACGGCCAGCUCGCCCAGGUCGUCGUCACGGCCCGCGGCGUUGACGACGGCCAGGAGGACGGUUUCCUCGCCGCCCACGUGGUCCUCGACAACCAAGACACCACCACCGCCGACACCGCCAAGGUCCUCGACAAGCUCCGCGCCCGCCUGCCGCUCAGCCUGCCGCAGUACAUGUGCCCGGCGGUGAUCGUCCCCCUCCCCGAGGUCCCGCUAACCUCCAACUCCAAAGUCGACCGCCGCGCCGUCCAAGCCCUCCCCCUCCCGGAGACCACCACCACCACCACCACCACCACCACCACCAACGACGGCACGCAACCCCUGCAACCCCUCACCCCCACCGAAACGCAACUCGCGGCCCUCUGGACCAGCGUCCUCCCGCAGCGCGGCCUCGCCGCGGGCGGCGCCCUCCAGCCGCGGACCGACUUCUUCGCGGCGGGCGGCAACUCGCUGCUGCUGGUCAAGCUUCAGGCGGCCGUCAAGCGCGAGUUUGGCGACGCGCCGCGCCUGAGCAAGCUCAUGAGCGCCACCGAGCUGGGCAGCAUGGCCGCGCUGCUGGAGCAGACGGGCGCGGGCGCGCUGGAUUGGGGAAAAGAGACGGCGCUCGAUCUGAGCCGCCCCAGUGAGGUGCCGGUGAAGGUUCGUGAGAAUGGGGCUGGCCUCCGUGUGUUGGUUACUGGCGCGUCCGGGUCGCUGGGUAAGCGCAUUGUGCGGCGGCUGGCGGGCGACGGUCGGGUUGCCGCUGUCGUGUGCCUGGUGCGCCCGGCCGAAGGCCGCGAUCCGGCCAACCUCUUCUUCGCCCAAGGCCAGGCCGAGAACGCCAAGGUGCGCGUGGUGACAGCCGACCUGCCCACCAUCCCCACCGACCACCCGGACCUCGCCAUCAACAACAUCGACGCGGUCGUCCACUGCGCCGCCGACCGCUCCUUCUGGGACGGCUACAACGCAGUCAAGCCCGUCAACGUGGACGCGCUCAAGACGCUCGCCUCCCUCUCCCUCCGCGCCGGCGCCCGCCUGCACGCGCUCAGCUCGGGCGCGCUCGCCGCGUUCCAGGACCCCAGCGACGAAAGCGCCCAAGCCACCCUCCCGCGCCCCAGCCCCGCCGACGGCUACAUGGCGUCCAAGUGGGUAGCAGAGCGGUACCUCGCCCGCGCGGCGCGCGAAGCCGGUCUCCGCGUGACGGCGCACCGGCCGAGCGAGGCCGUCCCCGCGUCGCAGAAGGAGAGCGCCGACGUGCUGGCGGCCAUGGCCGGCGACAUGCUGCGGCUGUCGGCCAGCCUGGGUGUGCGGCCCGACUACGCGCGUCUGUCGGGGUCGUUUGAUGUGGGGCGGAUUGAGGAUGUGGCGGCGGCCGUUGCGGGCGAGGUUACCGCUGAUGUUGGCCAGAGUGGAAAGGCUGAGGCCAUGCACACUGUUUCGUAUCCGGGCAUGGCGCGCGUUCAGAUCACCGAGUUAGCGGCGUAUGCUGAGUCGCUGCUCGCUGCUGGAGGUGCUGAUGCGGAUGUUGUGCGGGGGCUGCCGACGGUGCCUGCGCUGCACUGGGUUGGCCUGGCAAAGCGCGCUGGGCUGUUUGAGUGGUUGUUGACGGCGCAGCACUUGGUUGUUGAUGAUGAGGAGGGCCGCAAGAUUGUGUCGAGGCGUUGAGAUGGUGACGUGACUGCGAUUGGAAUUUGGAUCAUUGGAUAAAUGGAAUUGGGUGGCGUAUGGAUUUGUUCUGUUCCUUUGUUCAUCUUCAUAUCAGUUGUAUGGGGCGUUUGCGAUGUUGGACGGGUUUGGACGGGUUCUUGUCUCUUUUGUUUUUCAAUUAAUUAUUAAGUGAAGGAAAGUCGUGGAUUUGUUGAUGCAGAGGUUUCAUGGUGCAAACUGCUUGGCGGAAAACAAACCGAAGCCUUUCAGCGGGUCCAAGUUUGAAGAUUGCUCGUUCCUCCGUUCCGUACUUUCCAUAUUCUCUAUCUCCUUGUCGGCUUAAAACCACUACUACUAAUUGCGUAUAUACAUGUAUUUCUCAAGUCAGAAUGAACAGUCUUCCGAUUCCCAACACCCCCUUGAGCCCAUCCAGCAUUGUGUGUGAAGUAGGUAGGUACCUACCUAAGCUAAAAGUUUAGAAGAACUCUCGGCGGCCUUUCAUCCGCC